GCCAAAAAAUCGCCAAAACUCGUGGUGAUCGGCCCAUUCUCUAAAUCUUUUUUCUUCCAAAGAAAAAUACUCUUCACAUUCUUUCCUUCCCAUUUCCUCGGCUCUGCCAAUUCUCCUCCGGAUCUUCCUUCUCUCUGCAAAUUCCGACCGCCACCAUGAGCAAAGGACCUGGACUUUUCUCCGACAUCGGCAAAAAAGCCAAAGAUCUUCUCACCAGGGACUACAUCUCCGAUCAGAAAUUCUCUGUCUCCACUUAUAGCCAUGCUGGAGUGGUCCUCACCUCAACAGCAGUGAAGAAAGGGGGGCUUUCAACUGGGGAUAUUGCUGCGCUGUACAAGUACAAGAAUGUUACAUUUGAUGUCAAAGUUGAUACAGAAUCAAAUAUAUCUACUAUCAUCACUUUAAAUGAGAUUCUCCCAUCCACAAAGACUAUUGCUUCAGUUAAAUUGCCUGAUCAUAACUCUGGCAAGCUGGAGGUUCAAUAUUUCCAUGACCACGCAACCUUCACGACUGCAGUUGCCUUGAACCAAAACCCCUUCAUUGAUGUUUCAGCCACCAUUGGUACUCCAAGCAUUGCCUUUGGAGCAGAAGCAGGUUAUGACACCACUUCUGGUAAAUUUACUAAGUAUGCUGCUGGCAUUAGCGUGUCAAAACCCGAUUCAUCUGCAUCGGUUUUCUUAGGUGACAAGGGAGACUCUAUAAAAGCUUCCUACGUGCACCAUUUGGAUCAGCUCAAGAAGAGUGCUGCAGUGGGAGAGAUUAUUCGGAGAUUCUCGACGAACGAGAAUACUUUCACGGUAGGAGGGUCGUAUGCUGUUGAUCAUCUGACAGUGGUGAAGGCAAAGCUGAACAACAAUGGGAAGCUUGGUGCACUCCUCCAGCAUGAAAUUGUUCCAAAAUCUUUGUUGACCAUCUCUGGUGAGAUUGACACCAAGGCAUUGGACAGAAUUCCCAAAUUCGGUUUGGCUGUUGCCCUCAAGCCCUAGUUUUUUGCAAAGGUUUUUUUGUGAAGAGGACUCAAAUUCUUGCGUUGCUCGUGAAAAAGAAAGAGCACCCAAUAAGUAGUUCCACAGAUCCAUUUGUUUAGGUUUUUCCAAUGCUGUGGAUUGUUUGUUACUAUUUUUCCCUCCCUUUAUUUUGUUGGUUUUCCUUUUUAGGCUUUUGGAGGCAUUUGGUCAUCUUGACAACCUAAUAUCUUCUUAAAUUGGAGAGAGUUCAUGAUUCUUGAUUGAGUCAAAAUGUUCUAAUUUCGUUGCU
Momordica charantia (bitter melon) is the source of this 1257-nucleotide messenger RNA. Its product is annotated as mitochondrial outer membrane protein porin 2. The record is from RefSeq and is a predicted model, not a curated record. Gene Ontology annotation, cellular component: mitochondrial outer membrane. Lineage: Eukaryota; Viridiplantae; Streptophyta; Magnoliopsida; Cucurbitales; Cucurbitaceae. Gene Ontology annotation, biological process: monoatomic anion transmembrane transport. Gene Ontology annotation, molecular function: voltage-gated monoatomic anion channel activity.